Molecule: messenger RNA, 4074 nt
Organism: Chondrus crispus (carragheen)
Lineage: Eukaryota; Rhodophyta; Florideophyceae; Gigartinales; Gigartinaceae
Exons: 7
Coding region: 1-4074 (1357 amino acids)
Biological process (GO): intracellular sodium ion homeostasis; sodium ion export across plasma membrane; potassium ion import across plasma membrane
Cellular component (GO): membrane
Molecular function (GO): P-type sodium:potassium-exchanging transporter activity; ATP hydrolysis activity; ATP binding
Source: RefSeq, a predicted model, not a curated record
AUGUGCAGCGUCCCCCCAGACUUGUCCGACGAGGUCCCCCCGCCUUUGGCAACACCGGCGCCUUCUGGCCCUUUGUCCGGGUUGAUCGCAUGGGGGAAGCGCGUUUCUGCGAAAAGAGCGGGGCAGAAGGCGGCCGCCCUGCGCAAUUAUGGCCUUGCUGCUUUUCUUUCGUACGGUUUUUUUGACGCCUUGACAUACUCACUCUCCUUUUUGCUCGCCCUACGCGCAUAUCUGGCGACUGGAAAGGUGCUUACAAUGAGCACACUGCCGCAAGUUCUCGCCCUCAUGUGGGGAAUUAAUAAUCUUUCAAGGCCUUUUCGUAUCGCAGGGGCCCUCGCCCUAGCGCCACUAGUCGAUCGCCGCGUUGUCAAGCCAUGCGGCCGCUUCCUUCGCCGCCUCCGCGAAGACUUGUCCGUGUCUCGCUGUUCUCACCGUUCCAGACUCCCUAAAUCUGGGAACAGAGCCUCUGUGCUGCCCUUUGAAGCUGAAACCCCAUCGUUUCUUGCGUUGUGGUUCGCAAGUCUUUUGUGCCUCUCGUCAACUACUUGCGCCCUAUUCUUUGAAGAAGGGGCUGAUCGUGUAUCACGAAAUCUUGACAAAGCUAGGCGGUUAAAGCAACCACUUCCCUAUUGGGAAAUGGCUGGUCCCUCAACUGGACCAGGCCCACUUGAUAUCGAGAGCAGAGGGGAGUUUGAGGCAGAGGGAACAUUGUACGAAACAGAUGGGAAGCGCGUCAAUGGCGUCCGUUCAAUUUGGCAACACAAAGUAAGUGCUGAUAUCGUCCUCAACCGUUUAAGCACCGACGCCGCAAGAGGAUUGACCUUGGCAGACGCCGAAAAGCGCUUGGCAAAGUACGGACCAAACAGGCUCAGCCCGCCGUUGCAGAAGCCCUGCUUUCUAUGUGUGCUUGCCUUUUUGUCGGAGUCAGAUGAGCCCAUGCAUCUCUACUUGGGAGUCUUUCUAUUUGUUGUCGUCGUCACAACGUCUCUAUUUUCAUAUGCUCAACAGUUCAAAUCGGACAAGACCCUACGCGAGUUCCAACACCUUUUGCCGGCGAAGGCAGUCGUGCGACGCGAUGGUGGGUCUACAUUUGAAAUAGACGCGGCUCAACUUGUUGUUGGGGAUAUUGUAAAGAUCAAGAUUGGUGACAAACUCCCAGCAGAUAUCAGGGUUUUGUACAGCAACAGGUUUACCGUUGACAACUCUUCGUUGACAGGGGAAAGUGAACCCUUGGAAUUAGUACCCGAGAUGACUUCCACAGAUCCUCUGGAGACAUCGAAUCUGGCCUUCUUCGGCUGCCUAGCACUUGAUGGAUCAUGCACUGGGGUCGUGAUCGCAACUGGAGAUAGAACAGUUUUCGGAGAAAUUGCCGCACUCACGUCAGCUACGGACGGUAAACAAAGAAAGACCACUCUGCAACGUGAUAUCCACCAUUUCGUCGUCUUGGUCUCCGCAUUCGCCUUUGCUGUCGGUGCGCUGUUCUUUACGACUGGUCUUAUCACGGGCACACGCUUCAUUCACAAUUUCGUCUACAGCAUAGGCAUUAUAGUCAGUAAUAUCCCUGAAGGUUUGCUCGCAACCGUCACCGUCUCCUUAACGGCCUCAGCUUACAGAAUGUCAAGAAAAAACGUGCUGGUGAAACGGCUAGACGCAGUGGAAUCUCUUGGGUCGACCACAGUGAUCUGCUCAGACAAAACGGGGACUCUUACACAAAACACAAUGUAUGUGUCUCAUGUAGCACAUGGAGGACGGAUCGAAACGAUCGAUGCCAAUUGGACAUAUACACGACCUGCCGAUAGGCAAGAUGGGGAAGUGAGGACAGCCGAUAUAAUGCGAUAUCCUGAGAAAGACAUCAUGGAUCGUGUCGUUGUCGGGAACCCCUCAGAGGCAGGUAUCUUACGCUUUACAGAACGUAUUCAUUCCACGCAGGAUUUCCGUCGAAGAAAUGAUUUACUAGCAACAAUUCCCUUCAACUCAAAAAGAAAGUACAUGAUAACAUGUCAUCGAUGCCAAGACUCGGAGCAUCUCCUAAGAGUCGUGAUGAAAGGUGCCCCUGAAAAGAUUUUAUCGAGCUGCUCAGAAUUUAUUUCAAAGGAAGGUGUGAGAAGUCUGAGCGAAAGAGAUUUUGCUUUACUUGACAAGCAGGUGACUUAUCUCGCAGGAAGAGGGGAGCGCGUUCUAGGAUACGCGGAGAAGCGACUAUCUCCGCAACUUUCGGCUCGCAUCAUGAACGGUGACGGCUCAAAUCCCUCCAUUGACGAAAUUCCGACGACAGGACUCUGCCUCGUCGGGUUUGUAUCUUUACUUGAUCCUCCUCGAGCUAAUGUGCCAGAAGCGGUACAAAAAUGCAAAGAAGCCGGUAUCCGAGUCAUCAUGGUGACUGGAGAUCACCCAGAGACUGCCCGAUCAAUUGCUCAGCAGGUGGGAAUAAUCACUAAUGCCGCAAUCAUUAGCGGUGUUGAACUCAGGGAUGCCGACCAGGAGAGAUGGAAAGAAAUCCUCUCGCGCCAAGAAAUUGUGUUUGCCCGUACGUCUCCGCAGCAAAAAUUACAGAUUGUUGAACAGCUCCAACUGCUCAACGAGGUUGUAACAGUCACGGGAGAUGGUUGCAAUGACGCGCCUGCACUAAGACAAGCAAACACAGGAAUCGCAAUGGGAAUAUCAGGCUCUGAUGUAUCAAGAGAAGCCGCGAACAUCAUACUACUCGAUGACAAUUUCUGUUCCAUCGUAGACGGCGUGGAAGAAGGCCGUCUCAUUUUCGACAAUCUGAAGAAGAGCAUUGCGUACACGCUCACCAGCAACGUGCCACAACUUGUUCCUUUCUUAGUCUUUAUAAUAUUGCAAAUACCCCUACCAUUGACGACUGUCUUGAUACUUUGCAUUGACCUUGGCACCGAUAUAUUUCCGGCCAUUGCUCUCGCGUACGAGCGACCGGAGAGCGACACUAUGAAACGUCCGCCCCGAAAUGCGAAGUCGGAUUAUCUCAUGAAUGCGCGUCUGGUUUCUUAUUCUACACUGCAAAUUGGUGUGAUGCAAUCAUUCGCUGGAUUCUUGGCGUACUUUAUUAUAAUGAACGACUAUGGUUUAGGCCCUCGAGGUCUUCUGAAUUUGAGUGCAGGUGCCCACUUUGGAUCAGAACGUAUUGGCAAUCAGAGAUGGUUGUAUGCAACACAGGAGAAACCGUCUGGAGCUGCCUUCAACGCAAAUUGGUUCACGCGAGAUGAUUUGAACUUCGUGAAGUACUUCGCGGCAAAACAACCUGGAUUUCUCCGACAAGCAGAGGAUCGCUUUGAGCUGCUACCCGCUUCUUCAACCUCGAAGAACCAAGAGAGCUCUGACGGCAAACGCGCGGAUCCGAAAAUGUUUCAAAACAUGGUCAAGGUAAUAGGGUUUGAGACAAACCGGCCCCCGUGCCACGCAUUCUCAUGCAAGUUGGAUGGAAAGAAGGGAAACUCAGAAAACGACAUCGCAUGUUUUGACCCCAAAUUAAACACGGGCCUCAUCUCCCUACAUGGGUUGAAAGCGGGAAAAAAGAAUGUCAAUGUCAACGAGGGCACCGGCCCCACGAAGGGAUGUUUCAGCCUCUGGACUCCUCGGCGAGAGCGUGAAGUUCUCUGUCGUGCCCAGACAGGUUUCUUUGCAGCUAUCGUUAUUGCCCAGGUGUUUACUGUUUUUGCAUGCCGGACCAGAAUAUUGAGUGUCUUCCAGAACGGCUUGAAGAAUUCUGUGCUGAUGUUUUCCAUACUCGUCGAACUCGCUGUAUCUAUCGUUCUUGUGUACCUGCCAAUGCUCAGGCGAGGAUUCGAUGUCCGGCCAUUGAAGCUUGUCCACUGGCUGCCUGGGAUACCAUUCGGGAUAUUCAUACUUGCCUAUGACGAAUGCAGAAAGUGGCUCAUAAGAAGACACAUCGAAAACGAAAGCGGACUUGUUGUACCGCGAAGUGGUAGAGUCGAUCGCAUUGCAAAGUGGGUGAACGAUUAUACGCUAUGGCCAUUAUCUUCAGUCUCAGAUUUCUUAGUUCCUUACCUUACUUAUCUGUUCAUGAAUAGCAUCUGCAAAGACAGUAGAGAAUAG